CACGGCGUGGGGUAAGCAUGCGUCUGAUCUGAGAGCUGUGUGCGCCAGAGCCCUGAUUACUCCACGCUGAGAGGGUCACGGUCCAGGGAUGGGCAGCAAGCACUGAGGGUCACUCAGAGAGAGAGAGAGAGAAAGAGAGGGAGAGAGAGAACACGCAGGCUGAGCAGGACUCUGACACAGUGAACAAGGGAGAAUGGUGGCCGAGGAGGUCGUCGUCAGCCUGUCUGGAGGAGCGCCAUGGGGCUUUCGGCUCCAGGGGGGAGCUGAGCAGAGCAAACCUCUCCAAGUGGCCAAGGUGAGGAAGCGCAGUAAAGCCUGCCGCGCUGGUCUGCGAGAGGCUGACGAGCUGCUGGCUAUCAAUGAGCUGUCAUGUGGAGAACUCUCUCACGCCCAGGCCAUGAACCUGAUUGACAAUGGCAGAGGAAUCCUUCACCUGCGUGUCAGAAGGUCAGGGGCCCCUGGCCUGCAGUCCCUGAUGCUGCUCGGGUCCUCCUCCGCUCCUCAUAUGGACGAAGCGUACCGCGCCGCCCUGCAGGCCCUGUCCCCUCCGCUGUCCUCAGCGCCUCUCCGCGGGAGCUCCGGCUGCAUCACGUCUCCGCCGGACAGCGAGGCGUACUACGGCGAGACGGACAGCGACGCCGACGUAGUGGCCCAGGAGCGCCAUCGCCGGCAGAAGCGCCGAAGCCCCAGCAGCUCCCCGGCCAAGCCGCCGCCGCACGAGGAGGAGGAGGAGGCCUCGGAGAUGAGCGGCUACGAGAGCGCCCCGGAUGCCAGCGGCUACAUGAGCCAGCUGCAGCACCGCUGGGCCGAGAUGCAGGGCCAGCCGCCCCCUCAGCAGCAGCAGCAGCAGCAGCAGCAGCAGCAUGGGCUACCGGGCGUAGCGCGCAGGGAGGUGGUCUACCAGCCGCCCCCGACCGAGUGGGGGCUCCAGGAGAUCUCGGGCCAGAACUCGGGCCAGAGCAGCCCAAACAACAGCCAGGGGGCGGGGGAGGGGGACAGCGGCUUCCAGGAGGCUCCGGCUGUGAAGCCCCCGCCACUGGUGUCUCCUGAGCGGGCCAGAGAGGCCAUGAUGCUGGCCUCCCGCAGGCAGCUGGUGCCCAUGGUGGGGCCCUUGGAGACGCCUAUGGACGACGAGCUCACAGCCACCUACAAGGACAAAGCCAGACAGGCCAAACUCCACAGAGGUGAGAGCGGCCAGGAGAAGCAGGUGAAGGAGGCCCGCACCAAGUGCCGCACCAUCGCCUCCCUGCUGACCGACGCGCCCAACCCCCAUGCCAAGGGUGUGUUGAUGUUCAAGAAGCGCCGACAGCGCGCCAAGAAGUACACGCUUACCUGCUUCGGCAGUGCAGACGACGCCAGCCUCUCCCGCAGCGAGACUGAAGACGAGGAGGAGGAAGGAAGCAGCUUCCCUGGCAGCGAGUCAGAGCUGGAAGAGGAAGGGUUCGCCGCCUCCACCGAGCCUGACCCGAUCUGGGACAGUGGCUACCUCGACCUACUGGACAAGAGGUCCUCAGCCUGCAUCGGAGAGUUUGACAGUGUCCAGGAGAGCAGCCCAGGGCUGAAUAUGUCGGGGAAGGGUGCUCAGCUGUUUGAACAGCAGAGGCAGCGGGCAGCGAAGCCUGUUGCUCCACCGCCCGUCGCGGCCAAGCCGGCCGCAGCGCCGCUAUCGCUCAUGACUGAUGAGCAGCUGGCAGAGAUGACCGCAGAGAUGCCCCCAGCUCCUCCAGCUUACGCAGGCCCGUCGGUGACUGUGAAUUCAGGGAUGGUGAACGGAGAUUCAACGGUGGUGAGUCGCACCAGCGUGGUACUAGCUCCUGCGGGCCAUGCCGUGUCAAUGGCAAGUGGUGGGCCUGACACCAUGGACUCACAAGCUGGCACCAAUGUCCACAACCGGACCGCCAAGCCGUUUGCCGCCGGCUGCGUGGGCAACCGGGCCGCCACUGCCCCCGUGGUAUUCCGGCCCAGCCCUGCCCGGAAGGCGGUGUCCGUGGCCAACAUGCCAGCAGCCUUCUCUUCUUCCAGCGGUCCAGAGGUGAAGCGAGCAGUCUCCUCCACCUCCCUCUACAUCCCCGCCCGGCCCGCCACUGUGAGUGGACCUCCCUCAGCAGGGGCGUCUCCCCUCUCUCCACGCACCUCUGUGUCUGUGGCCUCCUUCCCCCCUCCGGCCGCACAUCCAGCUCCUCAUCCUGCUCAUCAGGCUACUUAUUCAGCUCCUCACUCUGCUCCUCAUCCGGCUCCUCGUUCUACUCCUCACCAGGCUACUUAUUCAGCUCCUAAUUCUGCUCCUCAUCCGGCUCCUCAUCCAGCUCCUCACCAGGCUACUUAUUCAGCUCCUAAUUCUGCUCCUCAUCCAGCUCCUCAUCAGGCUACUUAUUCAGCUCCUAAUUCUGCUCCUCAUCUGGCUCCUCGUUCUGCUCCUCACCAGGCUACUUAUUCAGCUCCUCAUCAGGCUACUCAUCAGACUCCUCAUUCUGCUCCCCCAUCCUAUAACCCACCUCCCCCUGCUAUGAGCCAGCCCUAUUCUCCUUCCUCCUCCAUGGCCUCUGCACCAUUCUCCCCACCAGCUCCUCAUGCCACCCCCUACUCUCCUCAAGAGGCUCCAGCCUACUACCCCCCUCAGUCCAUGCCCUACUCUGCUCCUGCUCCUCCUGUGCCCUCCAAACCUUACUCCUCACCUCAUUCCCAAGCUGCACCUUUCUCCCCUCCCCCUCAACAAAACAUGCCCCUUUCACCUCCUCACCAGCCGAGCGCCCCCUUCCCUCCUCCCUCCACCAUGACCAUGUCCUACUCCCAGCCCCCUGCCAACGUAGCCUCCACGUACCCCCCAGCUCCUGUGUCUGCUCCUUAUGCGCCAUCCCAGCCAGUUCCUGCCUCCCCCCCCAACCUGGUGCCACCGCCCACAGCUCCUAAGGUCUCCUUCAACCCCUACGUUGAUGUGUCGGCGUCGCCUCAGCCUCCCGCCACGGCGUCUCCUCAGCUGUGCCAGGCGGCAGGCGCGGGGCCAGAGGCGCUGGCGUCUCGAGAGCAGCGGAUCGCCGUGCCAGCGGGGAAGACCGGCAUCUUGCAGGACGCUCGCAAGCGGAGCAGCCGCAAGCCCAUGUUCAGCGCGCCGGAGGAGAAGAAGGGCCUCUCUCCGAACCCCGCGCUGCUGAACAUGGUGCAGAACCUGGAUGAGAGGCCCCGGGGGGACCCGGGCUUCGAGUCUGGCCCUGAGGAGGACUCCCUCAACCUGGGCGCGGAGGCCUGCAACUUCAUGCAGAUCCAGAGAGGCGGCAGGCACCCUCCUCCGCCUGUGGCCCCCAAGCCGUCUCGCGCCGCCACCGGCCCGCCUCCUCCGCCCUCCCUGCAGACCGGAGGCAAGGGGGCCGAGCUGUUCGCGCGCCGGCAGAGCCGCAUGGAUCGCUACGUGGUGGACAAGCAGCAACCGCAUCCGAUGUCCCCUGCCCAGCCCCGCGAUCCCUCCCCCACCCCAUCUCUCCCCGCCCACUGGAAGUAUUCCUCCAGCAUCAGGGCCCCUCCUCCCAUCAACUACAACCCCCUGCUGUCCCCCUCCUGCCCCCUGGUCGCCCAGCGUGCCCCCAGGGCCUCGGAGGCCCCUCGCGUGGCCCACAAACCGGGCGUGAAGGCGCUGGACUACAUGAGCCGCCAGCCCUACCAGCUCAACUCGUCCCUCUUCAGCUACGGGGGUGGAGUGCCUCAGCAGCCGCAAGGCGCCUCCCUCACCACACCCCGACAGGUGCCAGUCAAGGCGGCGCGCGUCUACGAGAUCAAGCGCUUCUCCACUCCCACCCCCAUGUCGGCGCCCACCUCCCUGACCCCAACCGUCAUCGUGCCACGCUCGGCCACCACGUUGGCCGAGCCCAUCUGGAGGUCUGAGGUGGCGUCCCCCCCGCCUCGGGCCCCGGCACCUGCCCCUUACACCCCUACACCCACCCCUUACACCCAGGCGCCCGCCCCGUACUCCCCUGCUGCCCGACCCCCACCCCCAUCAGUGACCCUCCCUGCCCUGCCCCACUUCCAGGGCUCAGCCCACGGGCCGGCUCCUGCCCAGGCGUACGGCUCCCAGUUCCAGGCUGCCAAGCAGUUCAAGAGUGCCCCUGAGCUGAGUCCCCUGUCGGUGAACCCCGCCCUGCGCUCCAGCAGCACCCAGCCCAACCUCAGGGUGCCCCGGCCACGCUUCAGCACCUCCAACGCGGGUCUGCAGCCCAACGUGUGGAGACCCGGCUCCAUGAUCCACUGAGGGAGGGAGGGAGAAGGAGCAGUAGCACAGAGGAAACAUCCAGAAUGUGAUCCAUACACGGCGUCAUGUGCUACUAGCACCUGUUUUCUCAAAGAAAAUCAAUCAAUUUUCACAGUAAUUGAUUGAUCUACAGUAAUGUUUUGAUUCACUUAUAUAACUCUAAGUGAGCAGUCACUUGUAGCAGUCUCUUUAUCAAAAGUGCAUUUAUCAGUGAGUAACAAUUUCAUGUGUGCAGUGUCCAGAUUCUCUACAGUAUGCAUAUAUCAUUAGAUUUAAACUGAUCUAGAUUUUAUGGCAUUAGAUUUAAACUCUGUAUUUACCUUCACUGGCACACAAAUGGCAAUGCUGAAAUAGAAAUGUGUUAUUUUAAGUGUUCACUAACAGAUCUGAACACACUUCAAGUCAUGAUGAUAUUUAUGGAAAAGCAUUAUGGAAAGGUUGAGCAUUCUACAGUAAUGUAUUCUACAAGGAAUGGCUGCAUUUAAAAGCACAGUAGAUUCACUUUUUAUUGACUAAAAGGCUAUGUGUGCACUCUGUUCUACAAUUAAUGUUGUUUUAACACACAAACAAUUUAACACGUUGUCAUUGUUUUUUGUUUGUUCAAACAUUAUUGUAUUCUGUCUUUUGCUACCUAGAUGUUCUACUGCGUAUAAUUGUAUAGCUUGCAUAUUGUAUUAUUUUCUCUAGCCUUGGCUAUAACAUGAUGGAUUCAGUGGUUGUCUUCAUUUCAUGGCUCCCUGAGUUUGCGCUGGAUUGUUUAUGGUUCUUUUGAGCUUCUAUUUGUCACUGCCAGAGAUGCAGCCCAGCUUCCGUUAGAAUCCUUGUUGCUAUUCAGCCUCAUAGAUACAAUGUAUGUCUAUGCUGUUUUAUAGGGACACCGGACAACGCCAUGAAUUUGAUGUUCUAUUUCUGAAGUUCUGUGAGAUGUAUAACUUUCGUGGUGGGAAAUGUUUAUGUUUUGGUAAUAACUGGGGGCCAAGCAGAAGGAAAAUCAAGUGAAGACAAACAGCAUCAUCAAAGACGAUGGUGAUGACAAGGUCGUUCUUUAAAAAAAGCAUUAAAUGAAAUGUGGAAGAGGGAAAAAAAAGUGUGAAGGAAUAAAAAUAGACCACAAGUGUGUCCCGGAGAAGCAGGUCGAGAGGAAACGUGUGUGACUGUGUGUCAUGUUUUUCUGUUGUUCAGCCUUCCUAGUCUGCCAGUUCACCUGAGCUCACCUCCUCCGCCACUUUAAUGAAAGCGGUGACAGACGAACAGACGCUCAGAUCAAUUAAAUAAUAAAUCUGUCCCUGGCAGUGACAGCGAGUCACUGACUCUCUCAAAGCCCCUGGUGUCUAGCAGCAGAGUGAAUAGAAAGCUCGGCACGGUGGCGUUACAAGGGACACCGUUUUUUUUUCACCAGGUGGGUUAGAAGCUGCUGUACAUAAAAGGAACACAGAGCAUGUACGUGCACUAGAAUGGACAAGGAACAGGAGACAGGAGGUAUAUUGAGAUAUGCAAUUAUCUUUACUCUAAUGUGUUUUGAAUCAUUUACUGUAUUGUCUACGUACUGUAGGAUGGCCCAGUGGGUGAGCCUCGUCUCCACUUGUAUAACCCCAGAGAGUGGAACCCCAGGAGGCCCGUUAGCACCCCGAGCUCCUCUACGCGCUCCAGAGGCACGGUGUGAAGCAGGGGUGUGUGACUGUGAUAGACAGGUCCACACCACACAUUAUUUGGGCCUGGCCAUCGCUGAUGAAGCACACAUGGCAGCCCAUCUCACUGACCUUUUCGGAGUGAAUCCUGUGAGGUACGGUACGGACUCAGUAUGAAUAUGUUUGAGGACUGGCUAGAAUAGUUUUCUGGCUUUUUUGUAGUAAAAAAGAUAGCCUACUGUUAUGGGCCGAAAGCAGGUAAUAGGUGUCUAGAAAUGAAAGUAAAGCUGAUCUCUGCAGCUUUGCAGGUUGCUAGUACACCAUGGCAGAGUCAGUGCCUUGCUGUGUGCAGGGAGAGAAUGAAAGAGAAUGGACCUCAGAUCAUAGAGGUGCAGCUAGUUUUUCCUGUGUGUUUUUAACAUGGUCUCUUAUGUCAUUUGCUUUCAGAUGUUCACGUCAUUUGUAUAGUUGCUUUCAUGUUUCAUGUAAUAUUUUAAGUUCACUUCAUGCCACGGUUGACAAAAAUGGCAACAUGAUCAAGUUUUUUUUUUAGCUUUUUAUAGGUGGCUGAAAUGUAGUUGAAUUGUAACAGAUCCGGAGCAAGAUACUGCUAGUGAAAAAAUAGGUUGUUGUUUUAAUGUUGGUGGUAUAGGACAUACUUGUCCUUGCCUGGGAGGCUGGGUUUUGGGUAUUGAGAGUCCAAGAAGAAUAAAAAUAGAACUGAAUUCCCA
This is a messenger RNA of Alosa alosa (allis shad), 6599 nucleotides long. RefSeq names its product synaptopodin 2-like b (gene synpo2lb). Gene Ontology annotation, molecular function: actin binding. The record is from RefSeq and is a predicted model, not a curated record. Gene Ontology annotation, cellular component: Z disc; nucleus; actin cytoskeleton. NCBI's taxonomy places the organism in Eukaryota, Metazoa, Chordata, Actinopteri, Clupeiformes, Clupeidae. The coding region runs from base 194 to 4240 and encodes 1348 amino acids. The transcript is spliced from 4 exons. Gene Ontology annotation, biological process: positive regulation of actin filament bundle assembly.